UGUUCUCCACCAUUCUCUUUCUCUGUCUGUUCUUUCAAUUUCCGUCCUCAUUUCAAACCCUCAACAACAAAGAAAAAUCCAUCUCCGUUUUUGAUUCCUGCCCAAGCUUCCUGCUUUACCGUCUGAUCUGCUGCUUUUCUUUGCGCACCACCUCUGAAUUUUGAUUUCCUAACUUCGUUUUUUCUCUCAAUUGGACUGGGGAGCGCCGAUCAGGAUCUCCGCCGUGCGGGGCCGAGGUAGCAAGCAAUCUCCGGUCGGGAGUGCGGCGGCUGGGAGACAACGCGAGCAGGAGUUUGCUGAUCAGUUCUGACAGGGAGCAGAAGGUGUGAGAGAGAAGGGGACAGGAUUUGUAUGAAUAUUUUAUAGAAGAAAGGGGUGAGAAAUAAUUCAAAACAUGAGAGAGAGAGAGGAGAGAGAUGAUACCAUGUGGUUAACGUGCAAUGUAGGGAAAACAGCGAGGAAAAAAUGAAGAGCGAGAAAGGAAGGCAUCGAAGAAGAAGCUUUGAAGGAGGAGGAAGAGGAGUUGGAGGAGGAGGUUUUUUGCACGGCACAGAUUCCUAGAUCUCUUCUGCAAUCUCCCUUGCCCUUGCCUUUUGCCGCAAUUUAUUCCUUUUCUUGUCUCUCUUAAAUUCUCAUCUGAUUAUUUUCUCCAUCUUUCUCUCUCUUGUUCAAAUCUCUCAUCAAAUCCUCGUGUUUAUCUCCUGCUAACCUUUUGUGCCAUUUCCUUUCUGUUUCCCUUAUUUAUUUGUUUUUGUUUUUUUCUUGAGUAUUUCGCUGCUGAUUUCUUCGCUAAUUCUGGGCGAUGGAGUUAUGAACUUGGAGGUUUUGUCGGUGAGUGGAGGAUCAUCUUAAAAUUCCUUACUGUAAUUGAUGUGUAUGUGCAUUGGUAGAAGCUAAAGGUCUUGACUUGGCGUGUAUCUGCCAGCAUAGCUGAGAUGAUGAACACUGGGUUCUCGUCUUCAUCAUUCUUUUCUGAAGAGAGGCAGAUCGAUACGAGGAACGCGGGAUUUUCCAUGAAUAAUUACUCUGGUGUGAAAUCAGAGGGAGGAUUGAAAAUGGAAGCACCAGCUUCAUCAUCUCUUGAGAACAGGGUGCCGUCAGAAUCACCGAUGGCGAAUGGUUUUACUCUUCCUGACUAUUAUAUGAACGGUGGUCGAAAUCUCAACCUUCCAUUACGGAGGCAUAUCAUUGGAGCGGAACGGGAAGCCAGUCGUUCCUUGCCGACUGCUGUUGAUCAUGAUUUGGGUUCCAGAAUUAGACUAAAUACAGAUUCGACAUCCUACCUUUUUGAUGGCGAGAGGUUAAAUCUCAUGGGUGCUCAGCACGAGAACAGUCUCUUUUCGAGCUCUUUGUCAGAUAUAUUUAGCCGAAACUUAAAUUUAUCAUCAAAUAAUGUCGAACCCAGGCACUCUGUUGUGCCUGCUGUUCCUCUUACCUCCCAUUAUGAGGAAGAUGAAGCUUUUGAAUCGCUUGAAGAGCUUGCAGCUAAAACAAUUGGAAAUCUUCUACCAGAUGAUGAUGACUUGCUUUCGGGUGUGACUGAUGGGUUAGGUAGUAGUGUUCGAACUAAUAAUGGAGAAGAUAUGGAAGAUCUAGACCUGUUUAGCAAUGUUGGAGGAUUGGAGCUCGGAGAUGAUGGCUUCUCACAAAGGGCUUCUGAAUUUUCUGAUGUGAAAUCUAACAAACAGCUGGUUUUGUCUCCGGGUCUGAAUGGCGCAGAACACCCUUUUGGAGAGAAUCCUUCUCGAACUCUCUUUGUGAGAAAUAUAAAUAGCAAUGUUGAAGAUUCUGAAUUACGAGCGCUUUUUGAGCAAUAUGGAGAAAUUCGGACUCUGUACACAGCAUGUAAACACCGGGGGUUUGUUAUGAUCUCGUACUACGAUAUAAGAGCUGCUGGGAAUGCAAUGCAAGCCCUUCAGCAUAAACCAUUGAGGCGAAGGAAACUCGACAUACAUUUUUCGAUUCCCAAGGAGAAUCCAUCAGAAAAGGAUUUAAAUCAGGGCACGCUUCUGGUUCUCAACGUUGAUUCUUCUGUUUCAAACAAACGACUCUCUGAAAUUUUUAGUGCCCAUGGAGAAGUUAAAGAGGUUCGAGAGUCGCUACACGGAUCUGAUUGCAAAUUUAUCGAGUAUUUUGAUGUCAGAUCUGCAGAAUCUGCACUUCAUGCCCUAAACAACAGUGAAAUUUCUGGAAAGCAGAUUAAGCUCGAACCUGGUCAUCCUGGUGGAUCUAAAAGAUUAUCACUGCAUCCAUUGUCUACUAAGGAGCUGGAAGAGUCUGCUCUAAUGUUUCAUCAACAUAUCUCAUCUAGUAACUUAACAGCAGGACUUUCUGGAUCGCUUUCACUCGGGGACUCAGCAACCAGCACAGACAAAGGAACAACACUCGGUCCAUUCUCAUCAAAUGGAGGCCUAAUUAAUCCACUCCUGGAAAAUAUCCGUCGUCCUGGAGUACCAUCCAACGGGCUACCAAAUGUAGUCAGAGUUGAACCAGGAAACCCGUCUAGCUUCACUGAAUCAGGCCUAUUGCCCAACCACCUGAAAUACGAGCGCCAAGGGCUGUCAAAUCUUCACCCACAUUCACUUCCUGAAUACCGUGAUGGCUUAGCAAACGGUAAUGCCUUUGGCUCUCCGAAUAACAGGGCUGCAAGCAUAACUUCUCGUCCACAAGAAAUGAUCGGCAGCCCACAGUUUCGAAGAGUCAACUCUAAUGGGCAGCCGAUUGAGUUAACUGAAGUUUUCGGUUCCUCAGGAAACGGGAGCGGCCCCCCUCCAGGGCAUCAUUACAUCUGGAACAAUUCGCAUCAUGGGCAAGCUCAAUCCAUUUUAUGGCCAAAUUCUCCGACACUUGUCAAUGGGAUCGGAGCUUCUCGCCCCCAACAACUGCAUGCUGUUGCUCGAGCCCCGUCGCAUAUUAUAAAUCCUAUUAUGCCUCUAACUAACCAUCACGUGGGGUCCGCGCCAUCUGUUAAUCCCUCUCCCUGGGAUCGGCGUCAUGCUUAUGGAGAGUCACCUGAUGCGGCUGUAUUUCACCCGGGAUCGCUCGGGAACAUGGGCAUUUCAGGUAAUUCGCCACAUCCAAUGGAAUUCGUUCCUCGUAACAUCUUUCAGCAUAGCGGCGGAACUUGUAUGGAAGUGCCUAUGCAAUCGAAGAAUAUUGGAUUGCACCCCCUUCAUCAGCGUGGCUUGAUGUAUCCGGCGAGGGGCCAAAUGCUACCUAUGAUUGGCUCAUUUGAUUCGGCUAAUGAACGGGCUAGAACCCGUAGGAGCGAGGGCAGCUCAAGCCAGCCUGACAAUAAGAAACAGUUUGAGCUUGACAUAGACCGGAUUAUACGAGGAGAAGAUAAGCGCACGACUCUUAUGAUUAAGAACAUUCCUAACAAGUACACUUCAAAGAUGCUUUUGGCUGCAAUUGACGAACGCCAUAAAGGAACCUAUGAUUUCAUCUACUUGCCUAUUGAUUUUAAGAACAAAUGCAAUGUGGGCUAUGCAUUUAUAAACAUGACAGAUCCUUCGUUCAUAGUUCCUUUUUAUCAGACAUUCAACGGAAAGAAAUGGGAGAAGUUCAACAGCGAGAAAGUGGCAUCUUUGGCAUAUGCUCGCAUUCAGGGAAAGUCUGCGCUCAUUGCACACUUUCAGAAUUCAAGCUUAAUGAACGAAGACAAGCGCUGCCGUCCUAUUCUCUUCCAUACUGAUGGUCCUAACGCGGGCGAUCAGGUUCCCUUCCCAAUGGGGUCUAAUAUCCGACCAAGGCCAGGGAAAACUCGAAGCGGCACCCUGGAGGAAAGCAAUCAAGAAAUCCUCCCAAAUUCUCUCUCCGGAGAGGAAAAUUGCAACGGAGAUUCUUCUUCUGGUGACGGUGGCGUAGUUCAAAUAAUAUGCUCUGGCGAAUUUUGAGGACCAAUGGGAAAUGGAUCGAUGUUUAUCUGACCCAAAGCAGAAGGUGAAUUGUCGAUUUUGUUGUGAAGGUAAAGGGAGCAGUUUGAGGAGCUUCGAAAUUUUGAACAUUGUCUUUGCUGGUGGUCUGUAUAGAGUUUUUGAUGGUAAAUUUUGCUGUGGAAAGUGGCGAUUCCGCGGCAUUGCUCUGUUUUUCUUUUUUGGCUCUCGUGGCGCUGUUUUUGUUUCUCCAUUUUUCCCGGGUUUCGAUUGUGUCGUCGUUUUUAGGAUUUGGUAAGAGAAGUGGCGAACUCUUUUAGGAGGAAUUUUUGCUGUGAUUGAUGAUGAAUGGAUGAUGGCUGUUAUUUUGUAUGAAUCUCUUAUGAAACCUUUUUAUAAGUUAUGUUGGGGAGGAGCUGAUUUCUUGACUUGA
This is a messenger RNA of Andrographis paniculata, 4308 nucleotides long. RefSeq names its product protein MEI2-like 4. Lineage: Eukaryota; Viridiplantae; Streptophyta; Magnoliopsida; Lamiales; Acanthaceae. Gene Ontology annotation, molecular function: RNA binding. The transcript is spliced from 16 exons. The record is from RefSeq and is a predicted model, not a curated record. The coding region runs from base 936 to 3896 and encodes 986 amino acids.